CACACCCUCAGGCCCCGCCCCCUCGCUGGGCCGGCUGCCCGGCUCCGCUCUCCCAUUGGCAGGUGCUGCUCACGUGACGCGGGUCUGGCCGGCAGAUACUACGCGUAUCUUCAGCAAGCUCAAGCAUUUUACACAUUCCCGUUCCAUCAGAUGAUGACUGCGGUGCCCAACAUGGAAAUGAUGACUGAGCAGCCGACUCUAGAGGGCAUCCCAGAGCCAAACAUUGCUCAGGAGCCUCCAAAAGAAGUUAAAAAAGGAGGAAGAAAAAGAAAAGCCAAAGCAACUGAGCCAAAGCAACCUAAAAAGCCUGCUGCUAAAAAAGAAAAAUCAGCCAAGUCAAAAGGCAAACAGGAAAAGAUCACAGAUACAUUUAAAGUCAAAAGAAAAGUGGACCGUUUUAAUGGGGUAUCUGAAGCUGAACUUUUGACCAAGACUUUACCUGAUAUCUUGACCUUUGAUCUGGACAUUGUAAUAAUUGGCAUAAACCCUGGCUUGAUGGCAGCUUACAAAGGACAUCAUUACCCUGGACCUGGAAACCAUUUUUGGAAGUGUCUGUUCAUGUCUGGUCUGAGUAAUGAACAGCUGAACCAUAUGGAUGACCACACCUUGCCACAUAAAUACGGGAUUGGAUUUACAAACAUGGUUGAAAGGACAACACCUGGAAGCAAAGACCUCUCCAGCAAAGAGUUUCGGGAAGGAGGGCGGAUUCUGAUGCAGAAGUUACAAAAGUAUAAACCUCGUAUAGCAGCUUUCAAUGGAAAAUGUAUUUAUGAAAUUUUUAGUAAAGAAGUUUUUGGAAUAAAAGUUAAGAACUUGGAAUUUGGACUGCAGCCACACAAGGUGCCAGAUACAGAAACUCUCUGCUAUGUUAUGCCAUCAUCCAGUGCUAGAUGUGCUCAGUUUCCCCGUGCACAAGAUAAAGUUCAUUAUUACAUAAAGCUGAAAGACUUGAGGGAUCAACUGAAAGGCAUUGCACCAAACACAGAGGUGCAGGAGGUGCGAUACACCUUUGACUUGCAACUUGCACAAGAGGAUGCUAAAAAGAUGGCUGUCAAAGAAGAAAAAUACGAUCCAGGUUAUGAAGCAGCGUAUGGAGGAGCUUACUGUGACCGUGUGCCCUAUGAAAGUGAACAGUGUACUUUCUCUUCAAAUGGAACUGGUAAUCCACAGUACUGUGAGGGGCCAUCCUUUGGUGAAGUUCCUAAUGGACAAUGGAUGACACAGUCCUUUGCAGACCAGAUUCCAGAGUUCAAUGCUGGUGUGUCACGGGAAGAAGAGGGAAGCAACAUGUAAGAGCUGUGUCUUCUCAGCUAUGCAUACCUGCUGCAGUUUUAAUGCAGUGCUCAAGAUUGGUACCUCGGUUCUCCAACUGAAGCAUUUGAAUAGGAUUUUAUCUCCCCUAGUUAUUUUAUUCUAGUCCCAGGUAUGUGUGUGGUAGCUCCAAUCAAUGAACUAGAGAAUUUUAAGGAACUCUCCGAGCUUUUUAAAAAGUUAUCCCUUUUUUGUAUAUGAGUUUUAUAUUUAAUGUAUUCCAUUUAUUGCAGGGUUUCUCAUUUGUGAAGAUUUCUUUGGGGCGUUAAUUUCAUUCCAUGAAUCAUAAUGUAGUAGUAACAGCAGCAGUAUCCUGAUGCCUCAAUAUUGGGAUCUCUCAUAAUCCUUUUCUAUCCUGAGGGGAAAAUGAGAAGUGUACUCUUAUCUUACAUGAAAUGGUAUUUUUAAUCAUGCACAGUUAAGCGAACUGUGCUUUUUAAGUCUGACUUUUACCUUCUUUGUGCAGAAAGUUGUAUUCUGCAGUGUAUUUUUUGGGUGGGAAGAGAGCUCUCUGUCUAUUCAGGAUUAACGUGAGUGGAGACAUCAUCUCAAGUCACAGCACUUUGGAGGGGAAUUUGUGUUGCACAGGACAGGGCCUAAAUAUUGUAUCUAAGCUGUCUUUAGGGUAAAGUUUCCCUAGCACUCCAUCUCUUCCCCCAUUAAAUUCCAAUGUAAGGAACUGGAAUUCCUUUAAAAAAAUGAACAACAGUGGUUCUUGAAUUCUGUGGCAUUUAACUCUCCGUGAUAUCUGUGGGAUUAGUCUCUUCAGCUGACCUUUAGUAGGAGACAACCUCUUUGCACAGAUUCCAUUGCAGGGAAGUGAAAAAUCAAGCUCCCUGUAAAAAUCACGUAAAGCUGCAUCAUUUAUAUCAGACACAGUUUGCACAGGGUGAAAGAGGUUUGUGCUUUAGUGUGUUUUAACAUCCGGUUCUCUUCAGUCUGUGAGAGCUUAGGAAGAAGGGUGUUGUCAUUAUUACUGGAAUUAAAUCUAAGGGCAGGUGUUCCACGAACAAGAAGCCAUCUGUAGAAACUCCAGCUCUCUUUUCAGGAACUUGCUUAAACAAUACACCUUUUUGGCCAAUAUUAAUGACUGAGAGAGAAAUGAAACUCUGCUUGUGUCUAACCAUCAUAUUCUUUCCCUCUUCUACCAUGUGCGGAAGAAAUGAAGUUAAAGCAAUAAGCUGAUCAAAACACUGAAGUUCUGAUGAUCUUACGACAAUAGGUGCUUCACAUACUUGAAAAACAUACAGACAGUAUAACCACAAUCCACACCGGUCAGAUUCCUGAACCGUGUCUUCUAUCCUUUCUUCACAGCCAGUGACAGUUGUCAUGCAUCAAGCAUAAUGAGUUAGCGUAGAUUCUGAACCUGCUGUAGCAGCUCUCAGUGAGAUCACACACUGUCAGCCUGUUGUGGGGCAGGCACAAUGUUUACAAUUUCUUCCCAAAUGAUGUGGCUUAAUUCUGAGUGUCUUAAAUGAAGCAAGUGUGCAUUUUGAUUCUGAUUGUGUUUAUUAACCUCAGUUGAAAGCUGUCAAAAAGGUAUGGGGCUUGUCUUGUCUGUUAUUUAAAGUGUACUGUAUCAUGUAUUGCUGUUUACAUGGACAUUUUCCUACAGGUGCUCAAAGUAUCUUGCAUCAGGGAUUUGUUACAAUUCAGUUUUAUUUUUCAACAAAAUUAGAAGCAUGUAAUUAGCACUUCUGAGUAUGUAGCACAGUAGGGUAACACUACUGUAAGACUAUCCUGUUUGAUUGGAAGGGAAAGGACUUCUCUUUAAUGGAGUUGGCUACUAGGUUAUCUAGAUAUAGAAUUCAGUGUUCAAUGACUGUUCCACUAACUAUUGCAAUUCUGUGUGUACUCCCUCAGAACUGGUGCUCUUUUCCUUACAGUAAUACAGAAGUUCUUAAACCUGUCUUAAAACUAUCAAAAGUUUCACAAUAAAAUCAGGAAUUGUA
Messenger RNA from Melopsittacus undulatus (budgerigar), 3263 nucleotides. RefSeq names its product thymine DNA glycosylase (gene TDG). Bases 151 to 1293 code for a protein of 380 amino acids. Gene Ontology annotation, biological process: base-excision repair, AP site formation. Gene Ontology annotation, cellular component: nucleus. The transcript is spliced from 10 exons. NCBI's taxonomy places the organism in Eukaryota, Metazoa, Chordata, Aves, Psittaciformes, Psittaculidae. Gene Ontology annotation, molecular function: pyrimidine-specific mismatch base pair DNA N-glycosylase activity; uracil DNA N-glycosylase activity. The record is from RefSeq and is a predicted model, not a curated record.